AUGCCCUUCAGAAUCAUAAUCGUAGGUGCUGGUAUCGCAGGUCUUUGUGCUGCGAUCGGUCUCGCACAGCAGGGCCACGACGUCACCAUCCUUGAGUCUGCUAAAGAACUCACGCCCAUUGGUGUCGGGAUCCAUAUUCCGCCCAACGCGGCUCUCGUACUCAAACACUUCGGCAUCCUUGAAAGAAUGACUGACGACGCCAUUCAUCCUACCAAAUUUGUCUUUCGUAGAUGGAAUGACAACAAGGUCAUUGCAACUGUACAGGCAGGAAAGCAGCAGCAAGGGACGCCACCGUAUUGGAGCAUGCGUCGAUCUCAUUAUCAACGGCAUCUAUAUGAUGCCAUGAUCGAGGCAGGAGCAAAACUUCGCCUGAAUGCCCGCGUUGAGACUGUCAAUGAGCAGGAACCGUCCGUAGCUUUGCUAGGGGGGGAAGUGCUGACAGCCGAUCUUGUGGUUUUAUCGGAUGGCAUCAAGUCCAAAUUGAGGAACGACAUCAUUCCGGAGGAGGACACCUCUAUGAACCUUAACCCCCUGUCAGCCUUUAGAGCCUAUGUUCACCACGACGAUCUUAUGUCAGAUCCUAUCACAGCUCCCAUCUUCAAGGAGAUUGCUACGAAUGUCUGGGCCGGCUACAAUCGCCAUGUCAUCAUUUACCCGUGCGCAGGCGGCAUGUACACCCUCGGUGCCACGCAUCCUGCCAACCACAACGAAAUCGGAGACCAGGCCAUGGAAUGGAGCCGUGCCGCCACAGUUAGCCAAGCUGAGGAAGAAUAUCAAGAAUGGAAUCCCAUUGUCAAGCGCAUCCUGCACCACACGAAGGAAAGUCGGCAAGUGGAGGCUGGCCGAAGUCCCUCGCCUUCCACGCUGGGCAAGCAAGUCUGGCCGCGUUGUCUUGAUGGGAGAUAA
Molecule: messenger RNA, 906 nt
Organism: Verticillium dahliae VdLs.17
Lineage: Eukaryota; Fungi; Ascomycota; Sordariomycetes; Glomerellales; Plectosphaerellaceae
Product: salicylate hydroxylase
Exons: 2
Coding region: 1-906 (301 amino acids)
Biological process (GO): secondary metabolite biosynthetic process
Molecular function (GO): monooxygenase activity; FAD binding
Source: RefSeq, a predicted model, not a curated record